Molecule: messenger RNA, 3038 nt
Organism: Microdochium trichocladiopsis
Lineage: Eukaryota; Fungi; Ascomycota; Sordariomycetes; Xylariales; Microdochiaceae
Product: adaptin N terminal region-domain-containing protein
Exons: 5
Coding region: 173-2926 (917 amino acids)
Biological process (GO): protein secretion; intracellular protein transport; endoplasmic reticulum to Golgi vesicle-mediated transport
Cellular component (GO): COPI vesicle coat; endoplasmic reticulum; Golgi membrane
Molecular function (GO): structural molecule activity
Source: RefSeq, a predicted model, not a curated record
CCACCUAGCAUGAUCCACAGAAACCAGGAGGUGCACCACCACAGGUGAACACAUAGCGACUUGACCGUCCCUGACCAGAUUCCAGGCUGGCGACACCCUCAACGUCCAACACGCGCUCCCGUUCCGCCACUCGCCGCCGGGCCCAUACAUCACCGCCGCCGCCUCGCCCGCCAUGAGCUACGGCAAGAAAGAUGAGGACGCGGACCUCGGUCUGGUCAAGGUCGACCGCACCCAAGUCUUCCAGGAAGCCCGUCUCUUCAACAGCUCCCCGAUCCAACCGCGAAGAUGUCGCAUCCUCCUCACCAAGAUCGCCCUCCUCCUCUACACCGGCGAGUCUUUCCCCACAAACGAAGCUACAACUCUAUUCUUCGGCAUUUCGAAGCUCUUCCAGAACAAAGAUGCUAGCCUUCGCCAAAUGGUCCACCUUGUCAUCAAGGAGUUGGCCCACUCCGCUGAGGAUAUCAUUAUGGUUACAAGCACCAUCAUGAAGGACACUGGUGGCAGCACCGAGGCUAUCUACCGCCCGAACGCCAUCCGCGCUCUCUGCCGCAUCAUGGACGCUCAAACGAUACAAUCGAUCGAACGUGUCAUGAAGACGGCCAUUGUUGACAAGAACCCGUCCGUCUCUUCGGCGGCCCUCGUGUCGUCCUACCACUUCCUUCCUAUUGCCAAGGAUGUGGUCCGAAGGUGGCAGUCCGAGACCCAGGAGGCAGCAGCCUCGACCAAGUCAUCUGGCGGCUUCUCUCUCGGCUUUUCGUCUUCGAGCAGCUCCCUCCCUGUCAACAAUUCCACCAUGACACAGUAUCACGCCAUCGGUCUCUUGUAUCUGAUGAGGUCGCACGAUCGCAUGGCUCUCGUCAAGAUGGUCCAGCAAUUUGGGGCUCCGGGGGCUGUCAAGAGCCCUGCAGCGAUUGUCAUGCUUGUUCGACUUGCUGCUCAAUUGGCCGAGGACGACCCGUCCCUGCGGAAGCCUAUGAUGCAACUCCUCGACGGAUGGUUGAGGCACAAGAGUGAGAUGGUCAACUUUGAGGCCUGCAAGGCAAUCUGCGACAUGCGGGAUGUUACGGAUGCCGAGGUCACUCAAGCCGUCCACGUCCUGCAGCUCUUCCUCUCCUCCCCUCGUGCCGUCACCAAGUUCGCGGCCCUGCGUAUCCUCCACAGCUUCGCUUCAUUCAAGCCUCAGGCCGUCAGCGUCUGCAACCCUGAUAUCGAGGCUCUCAUCUCCAACAGCAACCGGUCCAUCGCUACAUUUGCCAUCACGACCCUGCUCAAGACUGGCAACGAGGCUAGCGUAGACCGCCUGAUGAAACAAAUCUCCAGCUUCAUGUCUGAGAUCACCGACGAGUUCAAAAUCACCAUCGUGGAGGCCAUUCGCACGCUUUGCCUCAAGUUCCCGAGCAAGCAGGCUGGCAUGCUGACCUUCCUCUCCGGCAUCUUACGCGAUGAGGGUGGCUACGACUUCAAGCGUGCGGUUGUUGAAAGCAUGUUUGACCUCAUCAAGUUCGUGCCUGAUUCCAAGGAGGAGGCGCUCGCGCACCUCUGCGAAUUUAUCGAGGACUGCGAGUUCACUAAGCUCGCUGUGCGCAUUCUCCACUUGCUUGGUCUGGAAGGCCCCAAGACCUCUCAGCCAACCAAGUACAUUCGCUACAUCUACAACCGAGUCGUACUCGAGAAUGCCAUCGUCAGAGCCGCCGCUGUCACCGCGCUUGCUAAAUUCGGUGUUGGUCAAAAGGAUCCUGAGGUCAAGCGCAGCGUCGACGUCCUGCUCACAAGGUGCCUGGAUGAUGUUGAUGAUGAGGUUCGCGAUCGUGCUGCCCUCAACUUGAGACUUAUGCACGAGGAGGACGACAUGGGCGACAAGUUCAUCAAGAAUGACAACAUGUUCUUGUUGCCGUACUUUGAGCACCAGCUCGUCAUGUAUGUCACUUCAGACGACAAGUCUGGCUUCGAGACGCCGUUCGAUAUCAGCAAGAUCCCUGUCGUUACUCGGGAGCAAGCAGAUGCCGAGGAUCGCACCAAAAAGCUUACCGCGAGCACGCCUUCGCUCAAGCCGCCAAAGACCGGCCCGACCAAGACUGCCGCAAGUGGCGCUGACGCUCAAGCAUCGAGUGCCGCCGCCGCCGCCAAGGUCGCCGAGGAGCUCAUGGCUAUUCCCGAAAUUAAGGAGUUUGGCAGUGUGCUGAAAUCGUCGCCAGUUGUUGAGCUGACUGAGGCCGAGACUGAAUACGUUGUCACAGUGGUCAAGCAUAUUUUCAAGGAGCACAUCCUGUUCCAGUACGAGAUUAAGAACACCUUGGACGCUACGGUGUUGGAGAACGUCUCAGUCAUGGCUACACCCGCCGAGGAGGAGGAGCUUGAGGAGGCAUUCAUCAUUCCGGCAGACAGGCUCGCGACGAACGAGCCUGGCAAGGUCUAUGUCGCCUUCAAGAAGCUCAACGGCGAGGCGUCGUUGCCGACCAGCCCCUUUUCGAACAUUCUCAAGUUCACGAGCAAGGAAAUUGACCCCACGACCAACGAGCCUGAGGAGAGCGGCUACGACGACGAGUAUGAGGUCGGUGAUUUCGACCUUGCUGGCAGCGACUACGUGAUCCCUGUCUACGCUGGUAACUUCAACCACCUUUGGGAGUCAAUUGGUGCCGCUGGUGAGGAGGCCUCAGAAACUCUGCAAUUGUCGAGCAUGAACAGCAUUGCCGACGCUACCGAACAACUUGCCAAGGCUCUCUCGCUACAAGCUUUGGAGGGUACAGACGUGCCCGUAAACCAAACGACACACCAGCUGAAACUUUUGGGCAAGACUGUCAACGGUGGCAGGGUCAUUGCAAGCGUAAGGAUGGCGUACUCUUCAAAGUCUGGCGUCACCACAAAGAUCACAGUACGGAGCGAGGAAGAAAAUGUGGCAGCCAUGGUCGUGGCGUCGGUCGCAUAGGGAUAGGGUGACUUUGGUAAUGAGGUAUGGUGUCAAUUGUUUCGAGCCAAAUGCACAGAGGGUUGGUAUAGAGCAGUAGACAAAAAAAACGCUCCUUGUCAAACCCAAAAAU